This is a messenger RNA of Paramecium pentaurelia, 3130 nucleotides long. The record is from the annotation of a GenBank genome assembly. Lineage: Eukaryota; Ciliophora; Oligohymenophorea; Peniculida; Parameciidae.
AUGAAAUAAUAAAUUACACCAAAAUAAAAAAUAACUACUCAAUUACCACUAUUGCCAGAAAUAAAGAGAUAAUCUAAAGAUUCAUUGGAGACUCCUCUGUAUAAUUUGAGUAUGAAUAUAUAGGAAAUUGAUGAAACAAGCUAUUUAGAAUCCUUUAUCAUAGUCACAUCUAUCAAGACAAUCAUGUAGCAUAGAAACUAUAAUUUCUUAAGAAUAAUAAAGGUUGUAGUCUCAAACAAAGAAGCAAAUUGUUGAACCAUUGGUGAAGAAUACGGCUUACUUUAGUAAUCGUUCUUUAAUGAAUGAUUAUUUAAAAAGAUAGAAUAUUACAUUAGCAACUAAAAUGUUUUGUUUUAAUUCAUAAGAUGAAUAUGUUAGAAGAUGUUUAUAAAGACAUGGUUGGCUUGAAAUAUCUUGUAAUUAAUAAAUUUUUGAUCUUAAAUGGGUUUAUACUGAGAAUCCUGAUGAUUAUAAAAUAUUAUAGGAUGGAUAAUUUUACAAUCAUUUUAGUAACACCAAAGAACUUACAACAAAAUCAUGUUUAUUAUCAAAUUUCAAGAAUUAAUGUGAAUAUGGAUAUGAUACAAGUACUUUCUUUCCAAGGGCAUUUGAUUUAGGAAAUAUAACAGAUAGAGAGGAUUUCAUUAAAGAAUAUGAAAGAACUGCUGUUACUAUAAUAUUAAAAAAGGCAAUAAUAGCAUUAAAAUUAAAGAGGAAAAAUGAAAUGAAGAAGAUAAAAGAAGUAAUAUUUUAGGAAUGGAAAAAGAAGGAAGACAACUUAAAGAUUAGAAGAAUUGAAAUGAAAAAAACUGUAAAAAGGAAAUACAAAAACAUUUAUACAGCAUAAGAAUUGUAAGAUUCAUCUUAAGCAUCUGAUAUUAAAUUUGAUUGUUCUAUUAUGUCUGAAGUGUUAUCUAGACUUUCAGAUAUGAAAAGAUAAAUGAAGGAUGGAUUUUAUGAUGAUAAGAAUUUUGAAUUGAGUCAUCAAUAUAUAUCAAAAAGUAGAAUUAAGUAAUAUAUAUAAAUAAUUUAGUAUAAUUCUAUAUUCACAGAUUUAGAAAUUUGAUAAAGGUUAAAAUCCAAGCAAAUUUUUAAUUAGAAAGUUAUAUAGAUAUCAUUUGUUUUUAAAAAAAUAUGAUUCAGCUUAUAAGGUUGAUGGGGUUAAUAAUAUUUGGAUUAUUAAACCAGGAGGAUGUGCAAGAGGAUAAGGAAUUUAUUUAGAGAAGGAUAUUAAAGAAGCAAUUAAUAGUGGUUAAUAAAUGUAAGCUAGAUUAGUGUAAAAGUAUAUAGAAAGACCAUUAUUAUAUAAGGGAUUUAAGUUUGAUUUGAGAUAAUGGGUUUUAGUAAAGAGUUUUUAACCAUUAUAAGCAUAUGUUUUUAGUCAUUGCUAUAUGAGAAUGUGUAGUUAAACAUAUGAUAUAAAAGAUACAAAGAAUUUAUUAAAGCAUUUGACAAAUUUCUCUUUAAAUAAAUCAGAAUUUAAGAAGUAAUUGAGCAAUAAUAAUAAUACAUUAGUAAAAAUGAUUCAAUUUACAGUAGUGAUUUUAUGUAGUUAUGGCUUCCUGUUGAUUGGUAAAAGAUAGUUAGACCAUAAUGCAAUGAUUUAAUUAUUAAAACACUAAAAAUAUUGUAAGAUCAAUUUGAAAGUGAAUCUAAAUAUUGUUUUGAAUUAUUUGGAUUUGAUAUUAUGUUAGAUGAAUAUUGUAAACCAUGGUUAUUAGAAGUAAAUCUAUCACCAGCAUGUUCAGAAAGAGCAGAUUGGUUACAUGAAAUGUUGGAUUCUAUGGCUGAGAGUAUGUUUAAUAUAAUAUUUGGUGAUGAAUUUAUUAGACCUAAAAAAUACUAUUAUGAAUUAUUAAUUGAUGAAUAAUAAACUUAUAAUAAUUAAUAAUAGAAUGAUAAUUAAUUAGAAUUAUGGGGAUAGAAAUGUAAUAUUAAAAGAGAAAAGAUGAUUGAUAAAAGAUAUAUAGAAUCACUUGCAGCUUUAAUGAUUUAAAAAUUUUAUAGAAUGUACAAAGCUAAAAAGAUAAAAUGGUUUUUAAGAGAUACAAAAUAUGCUAUUGUUAUCUAAAAAUAUGUAAGGAGAAUGCUUUCUAAAUUAUUAAGGAUAAGAUUAAAAAAUUAUUAUUCAGCAAGAAAAAUAUAAAUACUUAUUAGAGGAUUUCUAGCUAAAAAGAGGAAAUAUCAUUUAAAAAGAUCAAAAAUGGCAAUUAAAAUCUAAUGUAGAUUUAGAUAUAAUCAAUCAAUAUAAAUUAAAUAAUAAUUAAAAAGAGAAUUAGCACUUUUGUAUUUAGAAUAAUUAAUCUCAUUUAAAAUAUCAUCUAAAGUAGCUAAUUAAUUGAAAUACAAACUACAUAAAUAUAAAUAGAUACAAAGAUGGUGGAAAUCAUUAUAUAGAAAGAGAAUUAAAUAAAGUAUUAAAAUCAAUUCAAUUAUAAAAUGGUAUUCAUCAUAUUAUCAUUAAUUUAGUUUUAUUUAAAAAAAGAAAUACAAGAAAUUACUUAAAAAUCAUACAUCAUCUAUAGUAAUUUAGAAAAAUUACAAAAGAUUUAAAGCUAUAAAAUUAAGAAAAAGAUUGGAAUAAGAAUAAUCAUCUAUUUUAUUAUAAUGUUUAAUGAGAAUAAUAUUAGCAAAAAAAUAAUAGAAACUAUGUAUUAUUCAAAAUGGAUUAAAUAAAUUAACAAAAAUUUACUAUAGACAUAAAUCAAGAGUAGCUAUGUUUAAUAUUUGGUAUAUUGGAUUUUAAAGGCUAAAGUCUAUUAUGAAAAUAUAGUCAUUUAGACUUGUGAUCAAAUCUAAAAGAUAUGUACGUAGACUCAAACGACUAAAGAAAUUUAUUAGAUUAUAAGCAUUUAUAAAAGGGUUUUUAUAAAGAAAGAGAUAUAGAAGAUUAAUUAAAAGAAAAAGAGCAAUAAAGUUGAUCAUUAAAUGUAUUAGGUAAUAUAUUUUAAGAAAGAAGAUAAAGAAAAGGAUCUAAUUGAAAAAGGGAAGAGGUCUUAAUAUAUACUCCUAAUAGCCUAGUAAAACUAAUACAAUUUAAACUAUAUCUACUAGAAAUUCAUAAAUUAUUUAAUAAUUUCAAAGCAAAAAUAUUAAGAAAUAGACAAUCCAAAUUUCUAAUAAGAAAUGA